Styela clava is the source of this 930-nucleotide messenger RNA. RefSeq lists its product as uncharacterized. The record is from RefSeq and is a predicted model, not a curated record. NCBI's taxonomy places the organism in Eukaryota, Metazoa, Chordata, Ascidiacea, Stolidobranchia, Styelidae.
AAAACGUUAUGCUGUAUUUCUACUAAACAGGAAUUCAUUUGUGACAAGGUUUUACCUAACAAUUUUAUUGAAAUAUUAAAAACCUCCAAAACGUAAUAACUGAUUUUUGUAACUUGUAGUAAUUUAUGUUUGUUUAACGUUUUACUAGAUCCCAACAUUAUAAUAGUACAAUAUUGUGAAAUAAAAACUGCAUCAACAAAAAUCAUUAUGCGCACUUUAACUGUUCUCGUGUUAGUAUUGGUGUUGGUGGUAUUGGGAUUGGGCCUCAAAAGCAAAAAAAGGCCCGCGGCGAAACGAGCAUCUAGAGCUGGAUGCAUCGCCAAAGGACUGUGCCCAGACCGAGACGCCAAGAAAGCAUUAGUCAGAAGCCAGACAAGAGAUUGUAAAGAUGCGAUCAGAUCAUGCAAACGAGAUGGAAUGGCGUCUUGCGAUCUCCAAACAAGUGGAUGCACUGCAGAGUUGAUUUCCACUUUCAAAACUUGCAAGGAGUGCAUUAGCAAGCCAGCAAGUGAAGAAUGAGUUGAAUCUUUGUCGACAGUUUCAGUUCCCUUUACUUGAUUUGGGAGAAAAUAUACCGACCGUCCAGUGACUUUCUUCAUCUACUAAAUGUCAUGUUUUUUUUUUUUUUUUGCAAGAUUAAUAAAAAAAAUCACAAAUAAACGAUGUUUUUGUAAAUAUGUUCGAAGUUUUUCAUUUUUGUUUCACGAUUGUCUUAAAUAAACUUUAAAUUCACCAAUAUUGAAAUCUAGCAAUUAAUUCUUCAGUAUUUUUGACCUUUUUUAAAGUAAUUUCAUCAAAAUAGCAUUCGAAAUGUAACAUUCAUAAAUCACAGUAUCGCAUCUUAAACCUUAUGUGUAGCCUAUUUUGUGAAAUUUGAGUGCUGCUCUGUUUUUUCAGUUUCAACGAAUAAAAAUAACAAAGGAAAUAUAA